AUGCUCGUGCCGAUCAGUUUUUCAUAUUCAACGGAGACAUAUCAAAAACAGUUCCUCAUUUCUUCCACACCACUUCCAAAGUCACAUUUAGUUUUCCCGAAUGUAUUGCCUUACUCCGAAAAGGUGGCAGUAAUGUUUAAUGGUCUACAGGCUGCACCGUCUUUGAAAUGUGCCAAUCCGAUGCCACAAAUUGGCCAUCCAUUCAUUAUCGGAGGUCCUGUUUUAGCAGUUGGCAAAUCAACUUUUUCUCCUGCUGGGUAUGGGAAUUCACAGAGGCUCGAAAAUGGGUUCGUUUUUCAACCCAGUCUGGCCCGAAAAGUGUACAUGCCCGAAAAGUCUUUGGGAUUCGGUGCUUUUGGUGUUGUGUGGUUGGUUGUUGAUCCACGAACAGGCGACCAGGUUGCUCUUAAGAGAAUCCCCAACAUUUUUGAAAGCGUUGUGUCUGCUAAGCGAGCGUACAGAGAAUUAAAAUUGUUGUUCUCUUUAAAACAUUUAAAUAUUGUCCGCCUGAUUGAUGUCGUAAAAGUCAGCAGUUCCUCUUUGUUCAGCGAAGUCUCCGUUCUUUGCGAAUAUAUGGAUACUGAUCUGCACAAAAUAAUCGUGUCCACUCAAUAUUUGUCGCUAGAGCAUGUCAAACUUUUUGUCUAUCAGAUACUAAGAGGUUUAAAAUAUCUUCAUUCUGCUGGUGUUAUUCAUCGGGACCUAAAACCAGGGAACCUCUUGGUUAAUUCUGACUGUUUAUUAAAGAUUUGCGACUUCGGUCUUGCUCGUUCAGUGCCAUCUUUUGGUGUAGAAAGAUCUUGUAAUCCACUAACCCUUGAAGUUGUGACUCAAUUCUAUAGACCACCAGAACUACUUCUAGGUUCGAAUUUUUAUACAGCUGCCGUCGAUCAGUGGAGCGUUGGCUGCAUACUUGGAGAGCUUCUUUGUCGUCAAAUUUUAUUUCAAUCUUCCAGCUCAUUUCGUCAAUUGGAUAUGAUAUUUAAUCUACUAGGAUCACCUAAUGCAAUGGAAUUAAUUGACUUAGUUGGUUUUCCGUCAUCUAGCAUAGAUUUUAUUCGUAAUUGUCCUGUACGACCAUUUAAUCAUGUUGCUGUUUCAAGAAUACUCGUUCCGGCUAAUACUCAUUAUUUUCAGUCACCGACAGAAAAUCCACCUGAUCCUAAUUUAAUUAAUUUGUUUACAGGACUUCUAAGUUUUAGUUCAUCGAGGCGGUUAACUGCUGAACAAGCGCUAGAUUCACCAUUCUUAGUUGGAGGUAGAGCUAGAUUUCAUACUUGUCUGUGCUGUUGUUGUCCACCACGUAAUCAAAGUUCAAUAAUGAGUGAUUCACCUACCCACUGGAGUAAUGUAGCGAAACAAGUAAAUCAUCAUCUUUUAGCUGUUGCUUCAGUGGGUACUCUGUCAUCAUCUGGUGGUACACUACCAUCUUCACUUCAUUCAUCUAUGCUAUCACAAAGUAGAGAUAUAACGUUGCGCAUCCCUUUAUUUUUGUCACCUCAUCUAAUGAUACCAACUUCUCUUAUACGGUAUAGUUGUAUUAAUUUGGAACCAACCUUUCAAGAUAUACAUGAAUACACUUAUUUAAAUACUGAAAUAGAAGUGAAUAACUUGUUUGAAGCUAAACAAAUAUUAUGGAAUCUAAUUCAGCAAUAUUUCCAAAGAGAUCCUAAUCGUACCCGAGUUGUGAUAAACAAUUCUUCGCCUAAUUUUCAGUCAUUUAUAAAGUCUUCAGUUGCGUUCAAUUAA
Schistosoma guineensis is the source of this 1749-nucleotide messenger RNA. Lineage: Eukaryota; Metazoa; Platyhelminthes; Trematoda; Strigeidida; Schistosomatidae. The record is from the annotation of a GenBank genome assembly.